AUGUCCAGAACGAUCAACUACGACACAUUCAUAGACCCGGAAUCAGCCAGAUCAUCGUUAUCUUUCGAGUCGAACGGCUCCAACAGCUCCAACAUCUUCUCCAAUCAGGGAGAAUAUGAUCUCUCUGUAAACAACCUAAACAGUGUUCUAUCUUACGCCAGCGAUAUGGACAACCACACUUUGAGCGACAAGGAUACUAUAGCAACGGGCUCGACAGUCACUGGAACAACAAACAACAACAACAACAACUCUGCGCAGGCGGGCUUUGUCAACCCGUUCGAGAUAAACUCCUCCAUAUGGACUUCCGCGCCGCAGCCACAACCUCAGGGACCGCAGGAUCUGCUCUCGCCCUCGUCUCACGCGCCAGAGUUCCCACGGGAUCCAAUAGUCUCGCCGCUUUCGCCGUACGCCACUCUAUUGAGCCCCCCUUCGGGAUCCUCAUUUUCGGGACAGCCUCCGUCUCAGGCAGAGUUCGGCUCGAGACGAACCUCAUAUGUUGGAGAGUUUACCACGCAUAGCAGACCAUCGACAGGCAGCAUCUGGAACUCCAGAGACGACAACAGAAGCUCGAUCGGGUCUGCAGGUAGCCCGCUGCUCAGUUUCGCUAAUUUGAGCUCUCCUCCGCAACUGCCCACCGCAUGGCAGUCGCCGCCGGCAUCAGACUUUGCUGCUCUCAGACGGUACUCGUACGAUGCUGCGCUAGGAGCAGCCGCGCAGUCCGGUUCGUCCGGCAGCACGCAGCCCUUACUGCCAGCGCUCCAGCAGAAAAGACAAUCAGUUUCUUCAACGUUUGGGCAUGCCCCAGGCUUGGACUUUAUGAAAUCACUCGAGCAAAAGGCAAAAGCGUCACCGCAACAAUCAACGCAAUUUCCAGGGGUACUAAAUUUUCAGGACCAAUACUCACAAGCAUACAAAGAAGCAGACUUGUAUUUUACGUCUCCGUCGCCCGAGUCGCUCAACUUGUCGAAGGUGCUGGAGAACCUCAACACGCAGCAACUGCCGAAGUUUCCAGGAGGAGGCCUGCCCGGUGUGAAGCUUGUUCUUGUUUGUUUCAAGAGCGGCAGACUGGACGUGUUCUUCCUUCCGCCGGAGAACCAAAAACUACUGCAGAACAUGAAGGUUGGCGAGCUGGUGAUUGUGGAGGCCGAUAGAGGGCGGGACUUGGGAAAAGUUGUCAAGCUGGACGUGUCGAUCGACGAGGCGCGUUUGUUGAAGCUGAAACAGUUUCAGGAGCAGCAGGCGGCUCUUAACCAGGAGAACAACGACAAGCACCCCGUGCUGCAUUUCCCAAAGCCGAUAGUGCGCUUUGCGUACCCGAACGAGGUGGCGCAGCUGCUGUUGAAAAAGAGCGACGAGGAGAAGUCGCGCAACGUGUGCCAGCUGAAGGUGAAAUCGCACGGGCUGGUGAUGCAGGUCACGGACGCCGAGUACCAAUGGGAUCGUCGCAAGCUGACGUUUUACUACCACUCCAACGCACGGAUCGAUUUCAGAGAUUUGGUCAAGGAAUUAUUCAGGAUAUACAAGACACGGAUAUGGAUGUGCAAGCAGCAAAAAAGAGAGAUUUAG
Messenger RNA from Ogataea angusta, 1566 nucleotides. RefSeq lists its product as uncharacterized. The transcript has a single exon. NCBI's taxonomy places the organism in Eukaryota, Fungi, Ascomycota, Pichiomycetes, Pichiales, Pichiaceae. Gene Ontology annotation, cellular component: cytoplasm. Bases 1 to 1566 code for a protein of 521 amino acids. The record is from RefSeq and is a predicted model, not a curated record.